This is a messenger RNA of Phytophthora infestans T30-4, 1656 nucleotides long. Its product is annotated as glycoside hydrolase, putative. Gene Ontology annotation, biological process: carbohydrate metabolic process. The transcript has 2 exons. The record is from RefSeq and is a predicted model, not a curated record. Gene Ontology annotation, molecular function: beta-glucosidase activity. NCBI's taxonomy places the organism in Eukaryota, Oomycota, Peronosporomycetes, Peronosporales, Peronosporaceae. Bases 1 to 1656 code for a protein of 551 amino acids.
AUGUUUUUCGUGUGGAUGAACUUCAGCCUCGGUCUUCAAGCGCAUCAAAGCUUGGUGGUCUUCAGCCUUGCAAUCUUCUUGCCAUUUAUUCCAGCAGUGACGAAAUCAUUCCGCCAUUUGCCGGCUUGUGCGCACAAGGGACCCCGUGACCGCACGUUGACCAUGCGCUUCCUCCGCCAGCUGCUGCCCGUCGCCAUGGCGGCUCUAUUCGGGUCGUCGGUGGCGUCGGCAUCAGAGCCUCGCUGCUUCCCCGAGAAGUUCAUGUUUGGCUCGGCUACCGCUUCGUACCAGGUGGAGGGGGCUGUCAAGGAAGGCGGCUGCACUUCCAGUAUCUGGGACGAUUUCUGCCGUGAAAAACCCGGUAUGAAAUGUGCCAACGUGGCCGACGACUUCUACCACCGCUACAAGGACGACUUGGAGCCCAAGGGCUGGCUCAACCCGGAGAUCGUCGACCACUUUCUCGAGUACUCGACUCUGCUUUUCAACGAGUACGGCAGCAAGGUUCAGCUCUGGACGACGUUCAAUGAGCCUUGGUCUUUCGUUGAUCUAGGCUACGCUCUCGGCUGGCAUGCUCCUGGGUACUCUGGUUCGGACACGCAGGCGUACGCAGCCUCCCGGAACGUACUGCUGUCCCACGGUAAAGCCGUGCAGAAGUUCCGCGAACUCAAGACUAGCAAUGUUAUCGGCGAAAACGCUCGCAUCGGUAUUGUGCUAGUGUCCAACUGGUACUACCCCUUGGACCCGAACAAUAAGCGCAAUGUUGCUGCUGCCAAGCGCGCGUUCGACUUCGAUUUCGGCUGGUUCCUGAACCCCAUCGUGAACGGCGACUACCCGGCCGUCAUGCGUGAGCACGCUGGUGACCGUCUUCCUAAGUUCACGGCAGAGGAGUCUGCUCUGCUCACGGGCUCGUACGACAUCUUCAUGAUGAACCACUAUGGCUCGCGUGCCGUCACAGAUUGCGACUCGGACCGUUCAAACACACCCUGCUCGACCCUUCUGCCUGGCUACCAGGCGGAUAAAGGAGUGGAUGAAAGCCAUGUCAUGCCUGGCACGCGUGCCGGUGUUACGGACCGCUUCGGCAACAGCUACUGCAAAAUGUUCACCGGUUACCCGCCGGGAUACCUCGAUACGAUGCGCUAUCUGCACAUGCAAGACACCACAGUCGACAUCCUACUAACGGAGAAUGGAUGGUGUGGAAACGAUGACGUGGACAAUUACGACCAAUUGUGGUACUUUAAGUCGUUCGUCGAGCAGGUGUACAAGGCAGUCGUGGAGGAAAAGAUCCCCGUCGUCGGCUACACAGCGUGGUCGUUCCUCGACAACUACGAGUGGGGCACCUUCAACCCGCGCUUUGGUUUGUAUUAUGUCAAUUUCACGGAGCAGACAGGAUCCCCGGAUUUCUAUGAGCCGAGGACCACCGAUCUAGCUCGCAUUCCUCGUCCGUCGGCUAAAUGGUUCAAUAAGGUGGCCACCACCAAGUGCCUGGACAGCUGGAGCGAGUUCAGCACCAAAGUGACGUUGCACGAAAGCGCGACCAACAACUUCGGCUUCGUAGUCAAAUUUGUUGCACUCGCAGCGGUAGCGAUUGGCAUUGCUGUGGUGAUCGUGUACAAGCACCGCCGCAGCGGCUAUAAGCCGCUCUUGUCACCAAACUAA